AUGGGGACUGCAUCGUCUAUGUUAACUCAAUAUGAUAUCGAGGAAGUUCAACAACAUUGCGACCAUUUAUUUUCGCAGCAGGAAAUAGUGUGUUUGUACGAACGGUUUUGUCAACUUGAUCGAAAUGCUAAGGGCUUUAUUUCAUCUGAUGAGUUUUUAUCCAUUCCUGAGUUUGUUAUGAAUCCAAUUUCUCAGAGGUUACUCAAGAUGGUUGAUGGAUUGAAUUUUAAAGACUUUGUGGCCUUUUUGUCUGCAUUUAGUACCAAAGCUAGUGCAUACCAAAAAAUAGAACUUAUUUUCAGAGUAUAUGAUUCUGAUCAUAAUGGAAAAGUGUCAUUCAAAGACAUAUUAGAAGUUCUAAAAGAUUUGUCCGGUUCAUUCAUGUCUGAUGAGCAAAGAGAGGAAGUUCUGAGCCAAGUUCUGAAAGAAGCAGGAUACUCAAAAGACUGCUACUUAACAUUGGAUGACUUCAUUAAGGUUCUUGGUCAAUCUGGCAUAAAAAUGGAUGUUGAAGUCCCGGUUGAUUAA
Molecule: messenger RNA, 528 nt
Organism: Lathyrus sativus (Indian pea)
Lineage: Eukaryota; Viridiplantae; Streptophyta; Magnoliopsida; Fabales; Fabaceae
Source: the annotation of a GenBank genome assembly